Molecule: messenger RNA, 326 nt
Organism: Symbiodinium pilosum
Lineage: Eukaryota; Dinophyceae; Suessiales; Symbiodiniaceae
Source: the annotation of a GenBank genome assembly
AUGCAGAGGGACGUUCCCGAAUGCCUUGGCUGCUUCCCUUUGUUGCCUGAUGACGGACUUCAUGAGAGCCCCCAUGCUUACGAUGACACCUGCAUCCAUUGGAACUCAACCAGUCCUUGCCGCAGUGGGCUACCGUUCUAUAGCAUGCGCUCUGACUCCCUCGACACAUCACUUUGCCACAGCUUCUGCACCGCCAAGGGUCUUGACCUGUCUGGCAUUGUGCGCGACAAGGAGUGCCGUUGCGGAGCAUCUCGGCUGAACCGGGCCGUUUGGAUGGGCAAAGAGCCGCGGCCUGGGCUCUUACUGCCCAGCGAGGGCAUGACGGA